Sinocyclocheilus anshuiensis is the source of this 1722-nucleotide messenger RNA. It is a transcript of the gene trabd2b, whose product is annotated as TraB domain containing 2B. Gene Ontology annotation, cellular component: plasma membrane; organelle membrane. Gene Ontology annotation, biological process: negative regulation of Wnt signaling pathway. The coding region runs from base 125 to 1693 and encodes 522 amino acids. Gene Ontology annotation, molecular function: metalloendopeptidase activity; Wnt-protein binding. The record is from RefSeq and is a predicted model, not a curated record. The transcript is spliced from 7 exons. Lineage: Eukaryota; Metazoa; Chordata; Actinopteri; Cypriniformes; Cyprinidae.
GAGCCCACAAUCUUCACCGGCGGAAAACAUUUGAUUUGUGCUGUGAAGCCAGGAACAACUUUUAAACAACAGAGGUAACGGAGCUGAGGGAAGCGUGAGGUGUCCUGUGCCCUCUCAUCUCGAAAUGAACUGUCACUCGGGACUGCGAUGGUUGGUAACUUUAUGCGCUUUCUUUCAAGUGGGCUCACCCCGGGACACGCACCAGAGCACGCAGAAAUGUGACAAGCCCGUAUCGCAGAAAGACAUGAACUCCUUCCUGUGGACCGUGAAACGGCCUCCUCCUUACGCUCCGUCCUAUCUCUUUGGGACAAUCCACGUCCCAUACACUCGAGUCUGGGACUACAUCCCCGAGAGUUCGAAACGGGCCUUCCAGAGCAGCACCAAUGUGUUCUUUGAACUGGAUCUCACAGAUCCCCUAACCAUCUCAAAACUCACUAGCUGCCAGCUUCUGCCCAACGGAGAAAACCUCCAGACGUUAUUGCCGCGUGAUCUGUACCGCCGACUCAAGCGCCACCUGGACUAUGUCAAACACAUGAUGCCCUUCUGGAUGACGGCAGACCAACGUGGCCGGGGACUUUAUGCCGACUACCUCUUCAAUGCCAUCACAGGGAACUGGGAACGCAAGAGGCCCGUAUGGGUGAUGCUGAUGGUGAACUCGCUGACGGAAGCAGAUGUGCGGUCGCGGGGAACUCCGGUGCUCGACCUGUUCUUGGCGCAGGAAGCCGAGCGUCUCGGAAAGCAGACAGGUGCUGUGGAGAGGGUGGAGGAACAGUGCCAUCCCCUGAAUGGACUGAACUUCUCACAGGUGUUGUUUGCUCUAAACCAGACUCUACUGCAGCAUGAGAGUUUGCGUGCAGGCAUUCUGCAGGGCGCCUUCACUACUGAGGACCUCAUCACACACUACAACUGUGGAGACCUUAACUCCAUCAUCUUCAAUCAUGACACAUCCCAGCUUCCGCAUUUCAUCAACAGUUCCUUGCCAGCUCACGAGCACUUGACAGCACAGCAGAUUGACAGUUACCUGCGACAGGAGCUCAUUUACAAACGCAAUGAGCGAAUGGCCCACCGCGUCUCUGCCCUCCUUCAGAGAAACCCCACCCAGAGCUUCUUCUUUGCUUUCGGAGCUGGUCAUUUCCUGGGGAAUCACAGUGUACUGGACAUCCUGCGCCAGGAGGGCUAUGAGGUGGAGCACACACCAGCACAAGAGCCCAUCACACAAAGGAGCUGGUCUGAGGUGGAGGGGACUACUGUGAAUCCCACUGAAGACAGCUCUGAAUCAGUGACGGAAUGGACAUCAGAACCUCCUGAGCUAGAGGAAAUCAGCCAGGAAGAACUCUCCCACAUGCUGCUGCCAGACAGUCUUAGCCAGCUAGAGGAGUUUGGCCGCUACAAACGCCCCCGUAAAACCCAUCAUGCACACAGUCGACCACGGCUGUUCAGUGACCUGUGGGUGCGCAUAGGAGACAGCACGACUCCAAACCCGAAUAUAAGGAUAACCAAUGGCUAUGUGACGGUGGAACCUCCUCGAACACGACAGGAACAACAGCAAAGACGAACGCCACUCCGAGACAGACUGAAGCCCCCAAGCCAGCCCACAAACCCCAGCGCACUUGACUUCGCUGCUCCAAACUCAACAUAUGCGCUGACUUGCCUUUUGGCCUGUCUCAUUUCACAACUGCUUUUCACUUCCUGAAGAGGGAAAUGGGUCUCUUGGAAGCUCAC